AAUACACUUUAUCUCUUAUGUCUAUUUCCCUUUCCCUUGAUGAACAAAGAGAAUGAAGCAGAAACUCCAUGUACUCUGCAGAAAAUCCUCUCUGCCUUAUCAUGGGUCAAAAUCAAAAACCAAAGUUACAUUGCCAUUAUUGGCUGCUAAGUUCUUUGACAGUAGUCCUUCUUAACAUCUCAUUUGGCUCUUGCUUUGACACCAUAUCCACUGACAAAGCCCUCAGAGAUGGUGAGAUUCUUGUUUCUAGGGAUAAGACUUUUGCUAUGGGAUUCUUCAGCCCAGGCAGGUCCACUUCCCGUUACAUCGGAAUCUGGUACAACAAUCUGCCACAACAAACUGUUAUUUGGGUUGCAAACAGAAACACUCCCAUCAAUGACACAUCUGGGGUUCUCUCAAUCAACCAACAUGGAAAUCUAGCACUCCACCAUAAUCAUAGCAUUCUUCCAAUUUGGUCUACCAAUGUUUCAGUCACACCUUCAGACACAAACAAAGUUAUAGCUCAACUCACAGACAUAGCCAACCUUGUUCUGAUCCUUAACGACACCAAAACUGUCAUCUGGCAAAGCUUUGAUCAACCAACAGAUACUUUGAUUCCCCACCUGAGAUUAGGAUUUGACAGAGGAAAAGGCCAGAGCUGGGUCAUCCAAUCUUGGAAAACAGAUGAUGAUCCUUCACCUGGUGACUUCACAUUGAAGUUCAGCACCAAUGGUAUGCCACAGUUGUUUUUAUACCACAAGAAUCUUCCAUGGUGGCGAGGAGGACCGUGGAAUGGUGAGUUUUUCAUGGGUAUACCCAACAUGAAACGAGAUAACAACAUUUUCAAUGUUUCUUGUGAGGAAGAUGAGAACCAUGCAGCACUCUCAUAUAACACCUAUGACAAAUCCGUUCCCAGUUGGGUGGUGGUUCAGCAAUCUGGUUUCUUUCAAGUGUUCACUUGGGAUAACCAGAAGAAUCAGUGGAACCGGUAUUGGUCAGAGCCUACUGGUCAAUGUGAUAACUAUGGAACAUGUGGACCUAACAGUAACUGUGACCCUUUGAACUAUGAGGAUUUUCAGUGCACUUGUCUGCCCGGGUUUGAACCGAAAUUCCCGCGUAACUGGUAUGAGAACAGAGAUGGUUCAGGAGGGUGUGCGAGGAAGAAAGGUGCCUCUGUUUGUGGGAGUGGAGAAGGGUUUGUGAAUAUUGAAGGAUUGAAGGUUCCUGAUACAUCUGUGGCUAUAGUUAAGGAGGGUUUGAGUUUGGAGGAGUGUGAGAAGGAAUGCUUGAGAAACUGUUCUUGCAGUGCUUAUGCAGUUGCUAAUGUGGCCAGUGGUGGAAGUGGAUGCUUUGCAUGGCAUGGUGAUUUGAUGGACAUAGAGAAGCUUAGUGAUCAAGGCCAAGAAAUAUUUGUACGUGUUGAUGCUGUUGAAUUAGCUAAUUAUUACAAGAAAACAAAAGAAGCAUUUGGUAAGAAAAAGAUUGUAGGGGUUCUGGUAGCUUCUUUGUUUGCAGUUCUCCUUAUUCUGGCCUGUGUAUAUCACUUGCGGUUGCAGAAGAAAAAGAAAGAAGAUAAAAUGUUGCGGCAAUUGAAUCAAGAUUCUCCUAGAGAAAACAGUGAUAUUCAAAGUAAAGGAGAUCCAAAUCUCCCCUUCUUCAGCAUGAAAAUAAUCAUGGCAGCCACAGAAAAUUUUGCUCCUCAGAAUAAACUUGGACAAGGUGGAUUUGGCUCUGUCUAUAAGGGUCAGCUAUACAAUGGACAAGAGAUAGCAGUGAAAAGAUUGUCCAGAGAUUCUGGACAAGGAAUAGAAGAAUUUAAAAAUGAAGUUACACUAUUAGUUAAACUUCAACAUAGAAAUCUUGUGAGAUUGCAUGGUUGUUGCCUUGAAAAGGAAGAAAGAAUGCUUGUCUAUGAAUACCUUCCAAACAGAAGUUUGGACUUCUUUAUAUUCGAUAAACUCCAAAGGUCAUUGUUAGAUUGGGAUCGGCGUUUUGAAAUUAUUUAUGGGAUUGCUCGAGGUGUAUUAUAUCUUCAUCAAGAUUCAAGAUUAAAAAUAAUUCACAGAGAUCUCAAAGCUAGCAAUGUUCUCCUUGAUGCCACAAUGAAUCCGAAAAUUUCAGACUUUGGCAUGGCUAGAAUAUUUGGCGAAGAUCAAAUCCAAGCCAGAACGAGAAGAGUAGUAGGAACAUAUGGUUAUAUGUCACCCGAAUACGCAAUGGAAGGACGAUAUUCAACAAAAUCUGAUGUCUUUAGUUUUGGAGUCUUACUUCUAGAGAUUAUUGCCGGCAAGAGGAACACAGAUAGCAGCGACAAAGAAAGAGCCUCCCCAAAUUUAAUUGGAUAUGUAUGGAAAUUGUGGACAGAAGGAAAGGCUUUGGAUAUGGUAGACACAACACUAGACCAAUCUUAUCCUCCUGAGAUAGCUUUGAAGUGCAUUCAAAUUGGACUAUUGUGUGUGCAAGAAAAUGUGAACAAGAGACCUUCCAUGUUGGAGGUUGUUUUCAUGUUAGGGAAUGAAGCACCUAUUUGUCCACCUCAAAAGCCAGCAUUUUUAUUCAAUGGCAACCAAGAUGACUUGCAAGAGUCAUCAACAUCUGGAGGAGUAUCUUCAAUUAAUGAAGUAACAGCAACUACCAUCUCUGCUAGAUAAAAUCAAGUUAUAUGCAAUGGUUACACAACUUUAUAGGAUGCAUGAAAAGUUGUUUAUAGUCCUUCAGAAACUCAUACUGUUAAAUACUUAAAUAUGAGAGUAAUAGGUUGGCCACUUCAUGAGCCAGAAAUUCUUUGGAUGAGUUUUUUUGGCUUAAUUAGUCUGAAAAUUUUCAAGUCCAAGUUUUCCCGUUGUUCAAAUCUUGACUAGGGAGUUUGUUUUCUUUACUAUUUUAGUAAUUGACUCACAUUUUGAGUUAUGUAUCAGUAUCAGAGAACUCAUUAUACAUGUCUA
Messenger RNA from Arachis stenosperma, 2924 nucleotides. Its product is annotated as G-type lectin S-receptor-like serine/threonine-protein kinase RKS1. The transcript is spliced from 7 exons. Gene Ontology annotation, molecular function: ATP binding; protein serine/threonine kinase activity. NCBI's taxonomy places the organism in Eukaryota, Viridiplantae, Streptophyta, Magnoliopsida, Fabales, Fabaceae. Bases 69 to 2630 code for a protein of 853 amino acids. The record is from RefSeq and is a predicted model, not a curated record. Gene Ontology annotation, biological process: protein phosphorylation; recognition of pollen.